AUGUUCAUGGUAAUUGGUAAUCGUAAUCGUAAUGGCAAGGGUAAUAGUAAUGAUAACGGUAGUAAUAAUAAUAGUAAUGAUGAUUGUCAUGUUAAUUGCUAUUCAAGACUUGGGCGUUUCAUCCGGCUUUUGCGUAACUUCUCGACUACAAAAAAGAAUGACUUCAAAGUAACUUUGAUUGGUGGCUGUGGUGGCAUUGGACAACCCUUGGCGCUGCUUUUGAAACGUCUUGAAUUAAUAUCCACAUUGGCCGUUUACGAUCUGGUUAAGACACCGGGCGUGCAUACCGAUCUGUCGCACAUCGAUACAAAAGCUUGCUUGGAGGGCUUUCUGCGUCGAGAAAAUUUACCACCGGCUUUGGAGAAUGCCGAUGUUGUCAUCCUCUCGGCUGGCUUCCCACGCAAACCGGAUAUGACACGUGAUGACCUAAUUGUGAAAAACAUAGACAUUGUAUUGGAAAUUGCUGCCGCAAUCGGUGAACAUUGUCCAAAAGCUCUGUUGGGCAUUAUCACAAAUCCCGUUAACUCGUGCGUACCAGCGGCAGCGGAAAUCCUCAAGCAGAAAAAUUCUUUCGAUCCCAAACGCCUAUUCGGCAUAACCACGCUCGAUGAGGUGCGUGCACGCACAUUCAUUGGCCAUAUAUUAGAUGUUGAACCGUGCAAAGUUAAUAUACCAGUAAUUGGCGGUCAUUCGGGUGAAACAAUUAUUCCCGUCAUCUCGCAAUGCAAGCCGCCACUAUAG
This is a messenger RNA of Rhagoletis pomonella (apple maggot), 741 nucleotides long. Its product is annotated as malate dehydrogenase, mitochondrial-like. Bases 1 to 741 code for a protein of 246 amino acids. The transcript has 5 exons. Gene Ontology annotation, molecular function: L-malate dehydrogenase (NAD+) activity. Gene Ontology annotation, cellular component: cytoplasm; mitochondrion. Gene Ontology annotation, biological process: tricarboxylic acid cycle; malate metabolic process. The record is from RefSeq and is a predicted model, not a curated record. NCBI's taxonomy places the organism in Eukaryota, Metazoa, Arthropoda, Insecta, Diptera, Tephritidae.